Arvicanthis niloticus (Nile rat) is the source of this 1476-nucleotide messenger RNA. NCBI's taxonomy places the organism in Eukaryota, Metazoa, Chordata, Mammalia, Rodentia, Muridae. The record is from RefSeq and is a predicted model, not a curated record.
UCAAUGGAUCUGAUCACAUUCCUGGUGCUCAGCCUCUCCUGUCUCAUUCUCCUCUCUCUCUGGAGACAGAGCUCUGGUAGAGGGAAGCUUCCUCCUGGCCCCACCCCUCUUCCAAUUAUUGGCAAUUUCUUCCAGCUAGAUGCAAAGAACAUCACCCAAUCCUUAACCAAUUUCUCAAAAGUUUAUGGACCUGUGUUUACUCUGUACUUUGGCAUGAAGCCCACUGUGGUUUUGCAUGGGUAUGAAGUUGUGAAAGAAGCCUUGAUUGAUCAUGGGGAAGAGUUUGCUGAAAGAGGAAUCUUCCCACUAGCUGAUAAAACGAAUAAAGGACUUGGAAUUGUUUUUAGCCAUGGAAAUAGAUGGAAAGAAAUAAGACGCUUUACACUCACGACUCUGCGGAAUUUGGGCAUGGGGAAAAGGAGCAUUGAGGACCGUGUUAAAGAGGAAGCACAGUGCCUUGUGGAGGAACUGAGAAAAACCAAUGGCUCACCCUGUGAUCCCACCUUCAUCCUGGGCUGUGCUCCAUGCAAUGUCAUCUGCUCCAUUAUUUUCCGGAACCGUUUUGAUUAUAAAGAUCAGGAUUUUCUUAUCUUGAUGGAAAAACUCAAUGAAAACAUCAAGAUUCUGAGCAGUCCCUGGAUGCAGUUCUGCACUAUGUUUCCUGUUUUCAUUGAUUAUUGUCCAGGAAGUCAUAAGACAUUAGUUAAAAAUCUUUGUUAUACUAAAAACUACCUUCUGAAGAAAAUAAAAGAACAUCAAGAAUCACUGGAUGUUACAAAUCCUCGGGACUUUAUUGAUUAUUACCUGAUUAAGUGGAAGCAGGUAAACCACAAUCAACACUCAGAGUUUACACUUGAAAACUUAGCAGUCACCGUGACUGAUUUGUUUGGUGCUGGGACGGAGACAACAAGCACAACACUGAGAUAUGCUCUCUUGCUCCUGAUGAAGUAUCCAGAAGUCACAGCUAAAGUCCAGGAAGAGAUUGAUCGUGUGAUUGGCAGACAUCGCAGCCCUUGCAUGCAGGACAGGAGCCACAUGCCCUAUACAGAUGCCAUGAUUCAUGAGGUCCAGAGGUUCAUUGACCUUCUCCCUACCAACCUGCCACAUGCAGUGACCUGUGACAUUAAGUUCAGGAAUUACCUCAUCCCCAAGGGGACAACUGUAAUAACAUCACUGACAUCAGUACUGCAUGACAGCAAAGAGUUCCCCAACCCAGAGAUGUUUGACCCUGGCCACUUUCUAGAUGGGAAUGGAAACUUUAUGAAAAGUGACUAUUUCAUGCCAUUCUCAACAGGAAAACGGAUGUGUGUAGGAGAGGGCCUGGCCCGCAUGGAGCUAUUUUUAUUCCUGACCACAAUUUUACAGAACUUUAAACUGAAAUCUCUUGUUCACCCAAAGGACAUCGAUACAACUCCAGUGUUCAAUGGAUUUGCCUCUGUGCCACCAUUUUUUGAGCUGUGCUUCAUUCCUCUCUAA